Molecule: messenger RNA, 2045 nt
Organism: Parathielavia appendiculata
Lineage: Eukaryota; Fungi; Ascomycota; Sordariomycetes; Sordariales; Chaetomiaceae
Product: RNA-binding domain-containing protein
Exons: 4
Coding region: 292-1842 (516 amino acids)
Cellular component (GO): nucleus
Molecular function (GO): mRNA binding
Source: RefSeq, a predicted model, not a curated record
UCACUCUCCUCACCGCCCGAGCGUGGUGGUCGGCUGCCAAGGAUUAUCGUGAGAAUUAACGGGGCUGCUCCUCACAAUGGAAACGAUUACGGUCCAAGUGGAAGGUUGGAAAAAUAAUGUACCACACAUGGACGAGUCGAGGAUGCAGCAGCCGCUGUGGGCUCAGCUAUCCUCUUACCCUUUCAAUGUUUCCGACGCUCUCACCGGAACCAUUUGAAUGGCGGUUGAGAUGCCGUGUUGCUGGAAGAGAAGAGCCUAUCAAAAACUGGGAUCGGCUGUCGGCUUUCCAACAUGAAGAUGUUCAUCGGUGGACUGAACUGGGAGACUACAGACCAAUCCUUGAGAGACUACUUCUCCCAGUUCGGCGAAGUGGUGGAAUGCACCGUCAUGAGAGAUGGCGCCACCGGCCGCUCCCGUGGUUUCGGCUUCCUCACCUUCAAGGACCCCAAGACGGUCAACAUUGUCAUGGUGAAGGAGCACUAUCUGGAUGGCAAGAUCAUCGACCCCAAGCGCGCCAUCCCCCGCGACGAGCAGGAAAAGACGUCCAAGAUCUUUGUGGGCGGCGUCAGCCAGGAGACCACCGACCACGAGUUCCGCGAGUACUUUGCGCAGUUCGGCCGCGUCGUCGACGCCACCCUCAUGAUGGACAAAGAUACGGGCCGCCCGCGCGGCUUCGGCUUCGUCACCUUUGAGAGCGAGGCCGGCGUCGAGGCCUGCCUCACCGCCAACCUGGAGAUUCACGGAAAGCCGAUCGAGGUCAAGAAGGCCCAGCCGCGCGGCAAUCUCCGGGACGACAACGACGACGCCCGCCGCGGUGGCAAAUUCGGCGGCGGCGGCCGCAAGGGACAACAACAGGGUGGCAUGGGUGGCGGUAUGGGCGGCAUGGACGAUGGCAGUGGUCAGAUGGGGGGUGCCAUGGGUGGCGGUAUGGGCGGCAUGGGCCCCGGCACGGCGGGCAUGUCGGGCCAGGUCAUGGCGCAGUAUAUCCAGCGCAUGCAGCAGGCCAUGGCCAUGUUCCAGCAGCAGAUGAUGAUGAACCGCAACAUGAACCCCGCCAUGGCCCAGAUGAUGUACAUGCAGCAGAUGCAGCAGAUGCAGCAGAUGAUGGCCCAGCAGCAGCAGGGGAGCAGGGGUGGGCCCAUGCCGGCUAUGCCUGCUAUGCCGCCUGGUAUGAACCCGGCUAUGAUGCAGCAGAUGAUGAACCAGCAGCAGCAGCAACAAGGCGGCGGGGUUGGUGCUGGUGGUGGUCCUGGUGGGCUGGGAGGAAUAAACCAGGGCGGGAUGAGUCCCGGUGGGGGCAGCCAAGCUAGCGGUAGUGGUGGUGGCGGCGGCGGCGGCGGCGGCGGUGGCGGUCCGAACCGGCCCGGGGGGUACAACGCCUAUGAGCAGCAGCAGUUUGAGCAGCAGCAGUUUGAGCAGCAGCCGCAAGGUCCCGGUGGCCACCAACAACAAGGCGGUCGUCGCGGCGGGCGCGGUAGUAGUGCUGGAGCAGGUGACAUGCACCACCACCACCACCAGCAGGGCUAUGGCCAGGGCGGCACGUUCAUGGGUGGUGGCGGUGGUCAGGGCGGGCCUACCAGCUGGGAGGGCAUGUAUGACGACGUUCCGCAGCCCAUCAUGAGCCAGGGCGGCGGUGGUUUCGGUGGUGGUGGGCGGGGUGGGUUCCACAAGGGCGGACGCGGUCACCAGCAGCAGCAGAUGCCGCAGGGCCCCAUGGAUCCUAACAACGCGCCACCUCCAAACGCGCCGACGGGACCCAAGAAUGCGGGCCGGGCCGGGGCGAAUUACCGCGGUGGUGGCCGGGGCGGGAACAGGGGGUUCCAUCCUUAUGCGAGAAGCUAGGGGCCUUCUCAUUAAGGGGCAGUUCUUGAUGGGAAGCAGAGUGGUGCGGGGCCUUUCUUUGCGUUCUGCGUUCUCUGAGUUCUUGGGCUCAUUAUCGAGUAUGGCCGGGCGAGGAGGGGUUUGAGAAUGCGGGUACGGGAGGGAGGGAAUAGGGACGGGCUAGUUCGACCUCGGGCAGGAUGAUGCUAUUCACAGGUCUAAGG